This is a messenger RNA of Amphiprion ocellaris (clown anemonefish), 3015 nucleotides long. Its product is annotated as dnaJ homolog subfamily A member 3, mitochondrial-like. The record is from RefSeq and is a predicted model, not a curated record. Lineage: Eukaryota; Metazoa; Chordata; Actinopteri; Pomacentridae. The coding region runs from base 37 to 1500 and encodes 487 amino acids. Gene Ontology annotation, cellular component: mitochondrion. Gene Ontology annotation, molecular function: ATP binding; protein kinase binding; heat shock protein binding. The transcript is spliced from 12 exons. Gene Ontology annotation, biological process: protein folding; response to heat; negative regulation of apoptotic process.
UGCGCAGACCGUCACUGACCCGGUAGUGACGCAGAAAUGGCGUCCUCCGCUGCCCGGCUCGCUGCACGCUGGUUAGCGGCAUCUGGCUCCUCUGGACGUCGUAGCGGCUGUUUUCUUACCGUUCCUCCGAGACAUGGAGGAGGUAGACGGGCGGCGGUCCCGCAGACACACCGCGGAGGGACAGCGGCCACCCUGAGCUCCUGGACUCGCGGAAAUGUCGUGACAUUGAGCGGACUGACGGGGAUGAAAUGUCCCCAUGGCACCACCUGUCACUUCUUCCACUCCAGCAGCAAUCUGGCAAACAAGCAGGACUUCUAUGAAGUCUUGGGUGUCUCUCGCACUGCCUCACAAAAGGACAUCAAGAAGGCUUACUAUCAGUUGGCAAAGAAGUACCACCCAGACACCAACCCAGAUGAUCCAGAGGCCAAAGAGAAGUUCGCCAAGCUGGCUGAAGCCUAUGAGGUGCUGAGUGACGAGGUGAAGAGGAAGCAGUACGACACGUAUGGAGCAGCAGGCUUUGACCCGACCCGAGCUGGGGCUGGUCAACAGCAGUACUACAGGGCUGGGGGGAGCAAUAUCGACCCUGAGGAGCUGUUCAGGAAGAUUUUUGGAGAGUUUUCAGGAGGCAUGGGCUUUGGAAACAUCCACAACAUGUUUGACCAAAGGCCUGAGUUUGUGAUGGAGCUUACAUUUACCGAGGCAGCAAAAGGAGCAAACAAGGAGUUGAGCGUGAACAUCGACGACACCUGUCCAAGGUGUGAUGGGAGGGGCAAUGAGCCGGGCACCAAGGUGUCUCAGUGUCAAUACUGCAACGGUACAGGCAUGGAGGCGAUCAACACAGGUCCUUUUAUGAUGCGCACCACGUGUCGGCGCUGUGGUGGGAAAGGAUCGAUUAUAAACACACACUGUGCUUUAUGCAGAGGUUCAGGCCAAACCAGGAAGAGGCAGACAGUCAAUGUACCUGUACCUGCUGGAGUGGAAAAUGGUCAGACUGUACGCAUGUCAGUAGGGUCAAAAGAAAUUCUCAUUACAUUUAGGGUCCAGAGGAGCCCAGUGUUCAGACGUAAUGGAGCAGACAUCCACUCUGAUGUGUUCAUCUCCAUAGCCCAGGCCAUCCUGGGAGGCACAGCCACAGCACAGGGCCUCCAUGAAACCAUCAGUAUGGUGAUUCCCCAGAGCUGCCAGGCUGAUCAGGUGAUCCGGCUGCAGGGGAAAGGCAUCAGGAGGAUGAACAGUUACAGCUACGGAGAUCACUACGUUCACAUCAAGAUCAGGGUGCCGAAGAAGUUAACUCGAAGGCAGCGCUCUCUGUUGCAGAGUUAUGCAGAGGAGGAGACGGAUGUUCAGGGGACUGUCAACGGUGUCACUCCUUCAGCAGGAGGGGGCAGCAACACUUCAAGCUCUGGUGCAAAAUCGACCAGCUCAGAGGAGGGAAAGGACAAGCAGCAGCAGAAGGAGGAGGGAGGCUUCUUUUCCAAACUAAAGAAAAUGUUUAGCUGACACUCAGACCCCAGGUGAAAAAUAAACACGGUAAAGAAGGAAAGAAGUCCACCGACCAGGCCUCCAUGCUGUCUCCUGCCACUUGGGAAGUUGAGCAAGGCGGAGGAAGACGGAAGCAGAAUGGUAUUUGUGUUGACACAGUCACACAUUGUUGAAGCUGCGGUUGGCAAACAGGCCACAUAGACGCCAGGUCCACCCACAUACACCGACUCAUCACCACAGACAGGUGCUGGACUGAGACACUCAAGAUAUGCUUGAAAAGAAAGGAGAUGGCAACUGAUGCACACUGAUGUGGUACAACUGUCCUCCCUGCUCACUAAGGCGGUGCUGCACUGACACUCGCUGUCUAUCAAAAAUAAAACCACGUGAGAUGAGCCUUUAAAAUAGUGGACAAAAAAUGCAAAGUUAACACAGUAAAGCAGGCAAUUAAAUUGGAGGGAGCUAUUUGAAUUUGAAAUAAAAUAUAGUGUGAGUUUAAUUGUUUAAUCUGACACUUUUUUUUAUGUGUCCCGGUGUUUUUUAAAUAAGGUCCUAAACACACAACUGAUGUAUAACUGGAAAUUCUUGAGAAAGUUUUCUUGUAAUUUGGUAAUAAUUAUAUUAAAAAGGCAUUUUUCAAUUGAUAAAUCUCAAUAAAUUACAAUGAUGACAACAUUCACUUCAACACAUGUAGAGAAUAUAGUUGCUCAUACAAUGAAUUAAUUUUUACUCGGGUUUAAAUGGAUCCAAAUUGACCUUUACUUUCCCCUACAAAAUUAGUAGUCCUUUCAGGCAUGGGAUACAUAGCACUGCUGCUUCUUCAGUUUGUUAAAAACUGAGAGAGCGCCAUGAUACACAUGCAAUAUUAAUAAGACUAUACUAAAACAUCAGUGUUGCGAUUUUGUGUCUGCAUAGCUGUUAAUGACUCUACAUGCAGUUCAAAUUUGUGCUAUGUUUGAAGUGACAUGGAAAAUGUACUAGUUCCAACUUAGUGACAUAUUAACCUUGCCAUUGUGACCUUUCCAGUGAAGCGACCAGGGUGUUCGUCCAGACAUGAAGCCGACAUAUUCAGUAGUCAUCAGAUUAACACAAAGGAUUGAAAGUAUGUCUGUAAGGAGAUAAAGAAAAACAAUACCACUAUAUUUACUUCUCCAGUAUACCAUUUAAAGUAUGCGGGUUUAGAAAAUUUGCAAGCAUGUUCCGAAAAUCAACAUGUGUCUUUUGUAUGUAUUUUGUCUCUGAACUUUGCCUCUAUUUUGUUAAUAAUUGUUGCCAAAUUACACAUUUCUUCCAAGUCCUGCAAAUCAAUGUGUUGCCUCCCCCCCUCCAUAAUGUCCCUGGCUCUUCAUAGAUGAGGAUUACACUAAAUAUAUUCCAGUCAGAAGGAAGGAAAUUCCACCGCUUAGCAAGAAAUUAACACACAUGGAAAAUGGGAAGCCUGAUCUACAAUAUUUGUUCUCAUUCAAGUUAGUUGUACCUGUGUGUGACAACAAAACUGUGCAAAAACUUAUUUAAUUAAAGGUUAAAGUAAUGAAA